CUGGGCUUGAUUCCUGGGGCGGGGAGCACUCUCCCCGACCGCCGCCCCAGGAGGGAGAGAGAUGGACGUGUUGACGGGUGGGAGGCCUGCGUGCCACUGGCCUCCCCGCCCAGCGCACACUGAGCGCGCCAGGCUUCCCUGGCCCCGGGCAGGGGCCGGUGCCGGUGCGGUGCCACACCAAGAGCCUGCUGCCUUCUCAGGACGCUGGCAGGUCGGCACCGAGCGGAGGCGAGCGCGCGCAGCUGAUCUCAGCGAGGAGGUGGGCGGCGACCCAUCCCUUUAGGAUCCGUCCAGUCUCUGAGCGCGCCUCAUUUUCCGGUGGCAUGGGAAAGCCCCCGCAAGCGGCGCGUAUUUCAGUCCGGCCGAGCCCUCACUAAGUCCCAAUUGCAACUGGAGAGCCCCCGCCCCCCACCCCCCAGCACAACCUGCCAAUCACCGCGAGUGCGCAGACUGCGCUGGCCCGGUUGGCCAAAAACUGCGAGGGUAGAGAGGCGCCGGCAGGUUGGGAGGCGCUGGGAGCCCUCUCCAGCGACCGCGCGGUGCGUCGCUGCGCGCGGGGCUCUGCUCCUAAGCGCCGAGGAAAGGCAGCGGCUCAGAGCAACAGGUGCAGCCCGAAGCCACUCCCGGGACGAGGGAAACGACCUACAGGGGUUCGGAGCCGGUAAGGCGCAGAGAGGGUUCUCUACCCCGAGGGCUGCACGGGCAGGUCCCUCCUCCUCGGCUCUGUUGCCACUCAACGGGCGGUGGUGCUUGGGUAGGGGGAUUCCCGCCUCUUGGGACAGCUGCCCGGGUCGAGAAGGUCCAGAUUCUGCCCGCGCCCCUCUCCGGCGGCUCCGUACAAAAAGACGGUGCCCCUAGGCACAGGCUCCGGGGCGCGUGCCCGUCAGGGAGACUCAGGCUCGGAAACUCGCGCUCUGCGUGCCAAGGCUGGGAUCUCGCGCCCUCCCGGCUCCCUCCUUCCCCGGCCCGCACCUCUCCCUGCGCGCCCUGGGCGACCCCGUGGGCCAUGGAGCUGGCGGCCGGGAACCUCAGCGAGGGGAACGCGAGCUGGCCCGAACCCCCGACCUUGGAGCCCAGGCCGCUUUUUGGCAUCGGCGUCGAGAACUUCAUCACGCUGGUGGUUUUCGGCCUGAUCUUCGCACUCGGCGUGCUGGGCAACAGCCUGGUGAUCACCGUGCUGGCGCGCAGCAAGCCGGGGAAGCCUCGCAGUACCACCAACCUGUUCAUCCUCAACCUGAGCAUCGCCGACCUGGCCUACCUGCUCUUCUGCAUCCCCUUCCAGGCUACGGUGUACGCUCUGCCUACCUGGGUUCUGGGAGCCUUCAUCUGCAAGUUCAUCCACUACUUCUUCACAGUGUCCAUGCUGGUCAGUAUCUUCACCUUGGUGGCGAUGUCGGUGGACCGCUAUGUGGCCAUCGUGCACUCUCGGCGCUCCUCCUCCCUGCGGGUGUCCCGCAACGCGCUGCUGGGCGUGGGCUUCAUCUGGGCAUUGUCCAUCGCCAUGGCCUCCCCGGUGGCCUACCACCAGCGCCUCUUCCACCGUGGCGUCGGCAACCAGACCUUCUGCUGGGAGCAGUGGCCCAACCAGCGCCACAAGAAGGCCUACGUGGUGUGCACCUUCGUCUUCGGCUACCUGCUGCCGCUCCUGCUCAUUUGCUUCUGCUACGCCAAGGUCCUUAACCAUCUGCAUAAAAAGUUGAAGAACAUGUCAAAGAAAUCAGAGGCAUCGAAGAAAAAGACGGCACAGACGGUUCUGGUGGUGGUCGUGGUUUUUGGGGUCUCCUGGCUGCCACACCACGUGAUCCACCUUUGGGCUGAGUUUGGGGUCUUCCCACUGACCCCCGCCUCCUUCCUCUUCAGGAUCACGGCGCACUGCCUGGCGUACAGUAACUCCUCUGUGAAUCCCAUCAUUUAUGCGUUCCUCUCGGAAAAUUUCAGGAAAGCUUAUAAACAAGUAUUCAAGUGCCACAUUGGCAAGGAAUCCCCUCUUCAUGACACUAAAGAAAAUAAAAGUCGACUAGACACCCCACCAUCAACCAAUUGUACUCAUGUGUGAAAAAAGACAGACUUUUCUUAAUGUGGUAUUUCCAUACGUGGAUGAGACACAUGCAAAAAUGCAUUGAGGUAUUAGGCAAGGCAACAACUUAAUAGCCACUCAGAUUAUAUUAAGUAAAUUCCACUUGUGUUUAAAAAGUACUUUGAUCUAUCUGGAAAAUAGCUAGGUCUAGUGGAGAUUAUUUCUAAAUUUUAUUUUAUUUAUUUCUAAUUUCUAUUCCCCACACAAAAGAGAAUGAUGUAUUUUUAUACCCCUUAAGAAGUGAAAGUUCAAGAGAAUUCCAGAGAUAUAUUCAAUUCAUCAUAGGAAUAAGGACCUAUAAAGAUGGUCAGGAAUAUAUGUGACCUACAUUUUGAAGCAAAUUUAUUUAGAAAAUACUUUUAUGUUUCAGUUCUUCUAUUUUAAGAUGAAGGGUAAUGUUAUAAAGUAUGUGUUUUCAGAUAUGAUUAUGGACCCAUGAAAGUUUUCCCUAAACUUUAUUUUUGUGGCCACUUACAUACAGACACAUCUAAUUAAUGGAAAUAAGUUUAUUUUCACUGGCCACGUUUGCUCCCAGUUGUAAAUAGUGUACAGGGCUUCUGAGAUGUGCCGUGUCCAUCUGUGAUCACGAGGUCUAUUAAGUUUAUCUCAGGAGGUCCACAGAUGUUGCAGCUGUGAUCCUGGGGUGUUAGCCAUCGAGAUGUCAAAUAAAAACUCUCCUAUGAACUUGGUUUUUGUACAUCUGAGUAAAAAAAUAUCUGGGAAAAGCAACAUCUGCAACUAUUCUAAAGUGGAAGCUGGGAAUGAGUUUCUGAGAAUGAAACUGGGCAUUAAAAUUAUAAAUAUAUGUACUUGGCCAAGGUAAUUUGCUAUGCUUUGAAAGAAUUCUGCCCAAAAGAGAGAACUUUAAAAAUGUCAGUGAAGAUGAUGUGUAGAAAAUAAUUCCCAUGAAUUCAGAAUUCAGUAAGUCACAUGACAUAAUGGUCAUAUCACAUGAAGAAAGUGUACUAAAUGUUUGGUUCAGACAUGGUUUGAAGAAAACAAGUCUUGUGAAUGGAGAUACCGAGGGAUAUGUUAUCUCAGACAAACAUAUUUUUUUCAUUAAAUUGGUAAAAAUGUCUAAUGCUUUUACCCCAAAUAUAGUUCCAUCUGGAAAUGUUAAUUUGGUGUUCAAAUCAUCAUGACUUGAGUUUCAAGGGUAGUUUUGUGACAAUUUCAUAUUUAUUCAAGUUUACAACUAGAAAAGGGUAUAAAAAGACAAAAUAAUUCCAUAUUAAAAAUAGUUUUCAGACUGCAAGACUCUGAUAUAUUUUAGGACGAUACAAAAGCACACCAUUUUUUAAAAAAAGACUUUUGUGUAAUAUGUUUCUGUGUCCAAUCAGUAGUUCAUGUGAAACAUUUAAUUUUAGAUCAAAAAACCCAACUUGAUGGAAGCCGUUGCACGUUUACUUCUCUCGUUCAUGAAUUUAUUUUCACUAAUUGUAGUCCUCCAGCAAACAGCGUUUACAUCUGCCAUGGUAUAAACACUUCUCUGGGCAGGAGAAGAGCAAAUCGUCAGAGAGGAUGGGACCUCAUCAGCUUUUCCGUUUGAUGCCUAGGGAAAAAGUUCUGUAUGUGUAUGUGUAUUUUAAAGAACAGCAUAUGUCCUUUGCAUGGAAAAUUGUUUGCACUUUAUUCAGAUACAGCCGGAUAUAGCAGCAGAAACGCUUUAUCCCAUUGGCGAUACCUCAUGUGCUUUUCGAAACUUGAGCUGCCACUGGCAAUGCAAGACAGCCUCUGUGUGUGUGAACUUGCACAACUGCAGGAAGCUGUGCCUCCUGGUUGCCUCUGGGAUUGCAUGGGGGGAAGGCAGUGAUUUCCUGCACCAGAGCUGUUCUCAUGUUUCCCUCUUCUGAUUCCUAUGCACACGAAUGGAGUAUUAAAGCAAAUACAGUAGUGAAUAUUGCUAUUUUCUCAGAAGUCUUUGCCCAUCAAAUCUUGGUUCCUCCCAGAUGUUUCUGGUGGAGGACGGGACGCUGGAGGCACAGCCCUGCAGUGAUGGACUUGCCGAACCCAGGUGUGCCGAGUGCAAAUUCAGAUCGCUUCGUUUUAUAGUUAGAGAGGAUAUUCUUUCUGCUCAGUAUCAUUUUAAUCUGUUCCUUGUGUUCAGAGCUUUGAUUGCCAGCCCCUGUCACAGACUUUGCUGGGGGUUGGUCUGCAAAGAUGUAGAAGCCUAGUAGGUGAUGCUUCCUGGGUGAGGAGUUCCAGGACUUCACUGCUAUAAGGGCUUCAUUACCAGCCAGGGGUUAAGGAGGCUAUGAACUUGCCGGCCAUCUGCUUCCUGGGCUCUGCAUUCCUCCUGUGUCAUUAACGGGACCAGUUCAGAAAGAAGCACCUUCUCUUUCUUCACUGAAUAACUGAGGCCUCCCACCCCAACACCAGCCACCAGAUUCGAGGAGAGACAUCCAGUGCGCGUUUGAAGCCAGGCUGCUGGAAAGCCUUGUUUUUUAGUGAACUUCAAAGAAAACUGAUGCUUUCUCCUUAGGUUUGGCUGCCUCAGUGCCCCAAGGCAGCUGUUAUUUUUCUGGGCCGUUUGCUUUCACACAAGGAGGCAGCUCUGGAAUAUUUAAGUAGUGGGUGCGCUGGCUGUUUCAAUUUCAUAAGUAAGUGCUUUGGUUUCCUGCUGAUGCCGCGGGGGCACGCUGUGGAGGAGACUUUCUUGUCCUGUGUUCCCAGGGGUCUCUCUGCUGUAUUGGUCAUAAUUGUGCUCAGUGGUAAGGGGCUGAGGCCAUUUUCUGAGUAUCUUAGAGAAAUAUUUGUGCUGUGGAUGAAUUGCUUCACUGCACACAGUGACUCAAACCAUCGUUCUCCCUCCUCCAGUGCCCCCAACCCUGUGCCUCUGUUGUCACCUUCUUCUACCAAAGGUUCCUCACUCUGACAGAUACGGCAGUGAAAUUCCUCUUUCCCCGCAGGGAUAUGGGGUCCAGUGGAGAGGAGAGGUGUCUGAAUUGCAUGAGUUGCACAGUGACUAUCAGCAUUUUAGGCCACCUAAUCUAACUGCAUAUGGAAUUUUGAAAUAAAUAUGUCAUCAGAUAAA
Molecule: messenger RNA, 5111 nt
Organism: Phacochoerus africanus (Common warthog)
Lineage: Eukaryota; Metazoa; Chordata; Mammalia; Artiodactyla; Suidae
Gene: GALR1
Product: galanin receptor 1
Exons: 3
Coding region: 1007-2056 (349 amino acids)
Biological process (GO): positive regulation of cytosolic calcium ion concentration; negative regulation of adenylate cyclase activity; G protein-coupled receptor signaling pathway
Cellular component (GO): membrane
Molecular function (GO): galanin receptor activity
Source: RefSeq, a predicted model, not a curated record